AUGUCCUCCGGAUUUGUUUCGGAGCGUACCCUACGAGAGAAUGAAGCAACUCAGAAUGCAGAAGAAAACGAGGAUUGGGCAGCAGCCAAAGCCCGUGUAGCAGGCCUGCAGGAAAGGAAUAAAGAACCAAAGGAGUCCGUGGAUGACCGAUCCCUCUUCGACCGCCUCCAAGAAAACAAGCUCAAGAAGGAGGAAGCGCGUAUGGAAGCCGCAAAAUUCUCUAAUCUCAUCCGUCGGCUCGACGAUGACGAAGUUGACUUCUUGGCGGACGUACAAGAACAGAAGCGUCGGGAGGAUCGAGAGAAGAGGGAGGAGAUGGAGAGGGAGAUGGAUGCAUUUAGGCGAGCGAGGUAUGAGGCGGAGCAGGCGACGGUUACGGCUACGGCUACGGCCACGGCCACGGAGCCGCCAAUAGCGCUGAAGAAGGAGGUGUCGAAGGAGGAGACAAAGAAACGGAAGAAGGAGAAUGUGUUGGUUGGGCUGGUUGUGAAGAAGGCAAAGGGUGCGGCUGGUCCGCCAAGUGUUAUGAAAGACACCGAAAACAAGGAGAAGCCGCUACAGAAGGAGGAAACACCGAAAGAGACUGCAAAACCUGCGCCGAUAAUACCCGAACCAUCAAAACUCACAGAAGAGCCACCAACAGCAAAACCAGCUGGGUUAUCCGGCCUAAUAGCUUACGGUUCAGACUCAGACAGUGACUGA
Messenger RNA from Saitoella complicata NRRL Y-17804, 702 nucleotides. RefSeq lists its product as uncharacterized. Gene Ontology annotation, cellular component: nucleus. Lineage: Eukaryota; Fungi; Ascomycota; Saitoellomycetes; Saitoellales; Saitoellaceae. The transcript has a single exon. The record is from RefSeq and is a predicted model, not a curated record. The coding region runs from base 1 to 702 and encodes 233 amino acids.